Sphaeramia orbicularis (orbiculate cardinalfish) is the source of this 844-nucleotide messenger RNA. RefSeq lists its product as uncharacterized. The record is from RefSeq and is a predicted model, not a curated record. The transcript is spliced from 5 exons. Gene Ontology annotation, biological process: response to bacterium. Lineage: Eukaryota; Metazoa; Chordata; Actinopteri; Kurtiformes; Apogonidae. The coding region runs from base 9 to 698 and encodes 229 amino acids.
CACACACAAUGAGGAACUUCCCUUCACACACUGUUUUACUCCUCUGCAGCCUCAGUUGGAUCUUCACCUCGGUUUCUGAGUCUGUUACGGUGGAGGUCCGGCCUGAUGGAGAUGCUACACUGCUGUGCUCAAACUACACCAGUUCUACUCAGAUAUUGUGGUUCAGAGUGGUCAAGAGAUCGGAACCUCACAGAAUUUCCUCAAUAUUUGACCCUUCUAAGGUGGACUCAUUUCAGAAUGGCAAAUUUGAAGUGACGUCCAACAUCUCUCACAUCUUCCUCAAAAUCAAGCAAGUGAAUGUAUCUGACUCUGGGCUGUAUUUCUGUGGACAUUACAUACAACAAUCCCCUGUUAUUGUCCAUCCAACAUAUUUAGAUGUUAAAGGAGUGUUCGAUAUCGUACCAGUGCUAAAUGUGAUCCUGGAUGGUCUGACUGUGUUCUUCUUUAUGGUCAUCAUUGUUCUGGUUCUCAAGAUGUACAAGUCUCACAAAGGUCACCGUGAAGAACACAUUCAACAAUCAAUCGAGAGCCGACAAACAGAUGACCUAAACUACGCAGCGGUGACUUUUCAUCGAGAAAACAACCAAAAGCCUUCAUCUGAGAGCGAAGCACAGAACAAUACUAUUUACUCCGCCCCUGUCAGAAGGACUCAGGAAACAUCUGAACCUGCAGCUCCAUGUGGAGCUGAUGCUUUGUAAAUACACUUCUGUCUUCUUCUGUGGUUGUACUUUCACUUCAUGCCAUGAUAAAUCUGACUUUGUAAAGAGGUUCAUUAAAAAAAUACAAAGCUUUGAUUCUUGCCUUUAAACGUCUUUGCGUGCGCAUUAGGAGAAGACAGUAUGGA